AUGUUUCUCUUGGUGUUUGCUGUGUUCUGCGUUUCGUGGCCUCUGGUGGAUCCAACAAGCAACAAAAUUGACUGUGAUACAAAGCCAAACAAUAACUCGUGUAAUCAGGUAUCAUGUGCAGAAACCCCUUGCACAAUGCAAUGUGGACUAGAGACCCAUAAUCAAUAUGACUCAUGUCGUCAGAUUUGUCUUCCAAGCAGGUGUGAUGCUCUUGAAUGUCGCGCUUCGGAAUACUGCUUACAGUUAUGCUCACUGAGCAACUGUGGGUCCUUAACCUGCGAUGCGAUGGCCUGCGAUCAGUCGUGCUACAUGGGGAACUGCAGUAGUCUUACAUGUGGUAAGACCUCUGCCAGAUGCAAGCAAAAGUCAGGGAGUGAACUGACUUGUGAAGCAAAUGCUUGUACGCAGUCUUGUUUCAGGGAGGAGUGUCGACUAACGUGCCCUUUAGGUGGAGCCAACUGUACACAAGAGGCAUGGGAAAGUAGCGCAGAUAUGAAAUGUGACAGAAACGUAUGCGAGCAGCAAUGUUCCUUUGGUCAAUGUAACAUGAACUGUUCAUCAAGUGUAAUGCCAGCAGGACUUUGUCGACAGGUGUGCAAUUUUGGAACGUGUGGAUCUAUGACCUGCAAUGCAAAACAAUGUAUCCAGGUCUGCCAAGAUGCAAAUUGUGCUACGACUUGCCCGCGUGAAGCUAAAAAGUGUGCUCAGUUCGGAUAUGUACCGCUUCUUGGAAGGAUAACAAUGAAAUGUGAUGGAGUCGAGUGUCAGCAAAGUUGUUACAAUGGGGACUGUGACAUGAUCUGCCCUCAUGGAGUAUCAACUUGUACUCAGGAAACAUACGAUGGAAACAUGACACUCACAUGUGACGCAGAUGAGUGCCACCAAGUUUGUUACCGAGACAACUGUAUCAUGACCUGCUCUGAGAGAGUUAAACAAUGUGAUCAGUUCUGCUUUAAAGGAAAUUGUCAAUACAAAUGCUAUGCCAAAAUUUGUAAACAUUCUUGCUUAGCUGGUCCGUGUAAGGAAGGCAAUUCCCUUGUAUCUACUCUCCCUCCCGUUACAACUACAAGAACAAAGUUUAGUGGUGCUUCACUUCAAACAACAUCCUUUCUUUGGGGUGCUCUAAUCAUUACGUAUAAUUCACUCUUUGUUUAA
Molecule: messenger RNA, 1155 nt
Organism: Porites lobata
Lineage: Eukaryota; Metazoa; Cnidaria; Anthozoa; Scleractinia; Poritidae
Source: the annotation of a GenBank genome assembly